AUGGACAAACCAACAACCAUCCAUUCCAUUCUUCAAAACUGGUCCCUCCCCCUCACCACUCCCAACGCCAUUCUCCCCUCCCACCUCGUCGCCAGUCUACCCCCCACACACCUCCCACUGCGUCUGCUCUCCGCCAUCCACACCCUCUCCACCCUGACCAUUGGCCAGCGCGAGCGCGCCCACAACCUGCUAACUACGUAUUUCCAAGCGCGGAUACGAGAGGCGAGUUACAGCGGGCGCCAUGACUCUAUUCCAGCCAUGCUGCAAGUCGAAGAUGUAGAAAAGGCAUGUGAGAGUGCGCGGAGAAUGAGCGUAGCCAGCUUGGGUACUGCAAUGGAGCCGAGCAAAGGGGUUGUAUGUCACGCAACAGAAGAAGAGAAAGAAGAUAUACCGGGUCUACAUGUCGCAUUCACAGAGCGAAAAUCUAUCUUCGAUACCAGUGAUGAUGGCGAUGCUUGUGAAAAUGGCGCGAAUGGGAAUGUCUACAUGCGAACAACACAAGACCCCAUGUCGACUGCUCAUACCGUCUCACUUCCAUUGACGCCGCGAACAAGCAAACGCCGCAUCCAUCUUCCGUGCAUCCAGACUUCAUCGCCUUUGUGCACGCAACUGGCCCCGAGCAGCUUCACGCCUCUGUUUCAAAGCCUGAACUGCGAGUUUAGCAAUCCCGCGGGCGAUGUGACUGCACUGCUCGACAUGGGCCCGAAUCCAGCGUCCCAGCUGUAUCAAUCGCCGUACUAUCUUUCCGGAACGAGCUUCUGUGAUGAACAGCAAGAUACACAGGUUGAUCUAGCAAGUCUCGAGGAAACCAACCUGCAUGAGGACACACACGGUACUCAGGAGGAAGCAGAAGCAGAAGUUAAGCAGGAAGAGGAAGAGCAGCAGAAUCUCCGUGCUGCACAACGCGCAACACAUGAAUAUAAUCUCAGGCGACUGGAUCUGCGUGUGAAGAAGAGAGAGUAUGCGAGUGCGAGGUUGAGGUGUGAGGAUGCAAGACGGAGGAUGCUUAGUUUGAGAAGUAGUGCUGCUACUACUACGACUACAUAUGACAAUCCAAGCAUGUAA
Molecule: messenger RNA, 1065 nt
Organism: Exserohilum turcica Et28A
Lineage: Eukaryota; Fungi; Ascomycota; Dothideomycetes; Pleosporales; Pleosporaceae
Exons: 1
Coding region: 1-1065 (354 amino acids)
Source: RefSeq, a predicted model, not a curated record